UUUCAUGGCUGAUUACACUCUGUGAGUCCAGAGCAGGGAGGGCUGUUGUGCUUGAGUCCAGUGCUGCUCUCAUUACUAACCAAGCAUGGGCAGUGUGUAGCAUACCAGCCUCUAAACACAGAGUAACAACAACACUGCAGAGUUUCUCCAUCACACAGCAGCAUGUCAGUACUUCAGGACUUCUCAGUUCUUUUUUUCUAGUCUAAGUUUAAGAUCAGCAAUUUUAUCAUGGAGUUGCGAAAAGUUCAUCUGAAUCUAAAAACGGUGCUGCUGACGAUGAUGAUGUUCAAAUGGGGAAUCUUCUGCACCGCCACAUCAGAUAGAUGUUUGUCUGCACCCUGCCAGAAUGGAGCUACCUGUGUGGACACCAUGGAUGAUUACGCCUGUAUCUGUCCCAGAGAAGGGGUUCGAUACAUGGGCAAACACUGUGAUGAACUCUAUGAUGCGUGUUCCUUUGCAGCAUGUGAAGACUGUACCAGCACCCUUGGCACUACAGAAUACCACUGCAUCUGCCCAGACGGUCUAACAGGUGAUAAUUGCACAGAGGAGGUGGAUGAGUGCCAGAGCAACCCCUGCUCCAAACCCCGCUCUAUGUGUGUAGACCAGCUAAACGGAUACUUCUGCAGAUGUCCUGCUGGGUUUGGAGGGCGGGACUGCAGGACACAUGUGACUGACUGCAUCGAUGAACCCUGCAGGAACAAUGGGACUUGUAUAUUACGACCAGAGGGCUUUGAAUGCCACUGUGCACCAGGGUUUGAGGGGAAGACUUGUGAGGAAGAUGUGAAUGAGUGUUCAUCAGAGCCCUGUCAGAAUGGAGCCAUCUGUAUAGAUGGAGUGGCAGAGUUCCACUGCUUCUGUGUGCCUGGUUUUCAGGGCUACAACUGUGAAAUUGACAUCAACGAGUGUGCUUCCCGACCGUGUGAAAACAAUGGCACCUGUAUCAAUGAGAAAGACCACUACGAGUGUGAGUGCCUGGCAGGCUUUGCAGGAGUCAACUGUGAAACUGAAAUAGACGAGUGUGAGUCCAGCCCCUGCCACAAUGGAGCUACCUGCCACGACCUGAUCGGCAUGUACUCAUGUGAAUGUCUGCCCGGGUUUGAUGGCAUCGACUGUGAGGUUGAUGUUGAUGAGUGUGCCAGUGAGCCCUGUCAGAAUGCAGCUGUCUGUCAUGACAUGGUGAACAGCUAUGAAUGUGACUGCAGUGAUACAGGAUUCCAGGGUGACCACUGUGAGGUUGACAUCCCUGAGUGUGCUUCUGAUCCCUGUCAGCAUGGUGCCACAUGUCUAGAGGGAGUCAAAGAGUACACCUGCCUCUGCUGGCCAGGUUUUGAAGGACCAAAUUGUGAGACUGAUAUAGAUGAGUGUGCUGAGCAGCCCUGUGAGAAUGGUGGGGAGUGUUUUGAGCGUUCAGAUCCGUCUCACUGGGAGCUGGAUUGGGAGCUCAGCUUUGCAGAUGCUGCUGGAUAUAUUUGCCAGUGUAAGCCUGGUUUUGCAGGAGAGAACUGCUCUGUCAACAUUGAUGAGUGUGAGUCUGAACCCUGCCAGAAUGGGGGCACUUGUGAGGAUAAGAUCAGUGGUUACACCUGUACAUGCUCUUUUGGAUUUCUCGGUGAGCUGUGCGAAGUGAACAUUGAUGAAUGUGAGAGCCAGCCCUGUCAGAAUGGUGGCUGGUGUGAAGACGGCAAGGCAUCCUACACCUGCCACUGUCCUGACGCAGAGCCAGGUGAACUUCCAUGGGGAGGAGAUCACUGCGAUGUGAAACUCUACGGCUGUGUGGACCAUGAAUGCCAGAAUGGAGCCACCUGCCAUCCGAGACUAGAGAGUGGAGAACACAGCCACACAUGCUUGUGCCCUCAUGGCUUCUAUGAUGAGCAGUGCUCCACGAGAACAACAUUCUCCUUCUCCAGUCCUGGAUUCAUUUACAUCCAGGUUGUUCUAGAAGAAAGGACUCGGAGAGAGGUCGAGCACCAUGUUCAUCAAGGUUUUGGGGUACAGCUCCGCUUCCGGACCACUAUACCCAAUAUGUUGCUUGUCUACAGAGGGGAUGUGGACAACCACCUCCUCCUGGAGAUUGUGAAUGGUGGUCUUCAUGCAAAAGCGUUUUCUGAGGACUCUGAACUGGAUGUAACAUUUCCUGGAUGGGUUAGUGAUGGGGACUGGCGGGAUGCUCAUGUGUUUGUAGAUAAUGAAGGUCUAGUUUUGAUUCUGAAAGGCCCUGGCUGUGACAGGGAUGGGUGCAGAGUUAUGGAUGGUGGUACAGAUGAAUCACCUUUCCAGCCCUCUGAGGCCUUCACUCACAUUUAUAUCGGUGGAGCACGAGAGGAGCUUCUGGAGUACUCUGUAAGUGGUGCAGGCUUCAUUGGAUGUAUGGAGGACCUGAUGAUAGACUCUAAGCCUAUCCUACCCCAAAUGUUUCCAGAGGACCAAGGUCAUGAGCUGGGAUGUAGUAAGACUGAAUGGUGUAAGCCUGACCCCUGCAAUGGACAUGGACGUUGUGUGGAUCUGUGGACCAGCUACCAGUGUGACUGCUACCGUCCCUUCCACAGUGAGAGCUGCUCUAAAGAAUUCCCAUCAUGGACAUUCAGCCAUGAGCAUACAAUGAGUUUCAGUGCCUAUGAUGUGGGUAAGAGCCAUGGGAGCAACUUCAACGUGUCCUUCUUCUUGAGGUCAUUAAAGCCAGAUGGGCUGCUGUUCCAGCUGAGGAGACCCACAGAUGAAGAGGAAGGACAGGUCUACUUCUCAGUCUAUCUGGGGAUGGGGAGGAUUUUGGUCAGCUCUCUGCCUAACAGUUCCCCACUGACAGCACCAAUAUUUGUGACCACUGGUGAGAAACAGUUUCUGCAGGUGGAAGUCCAACACAGACAGGUGAUCUUUGAGCAUGCAGGCCUUCGCUACGGAAUUGGAGAGAUCCCUGAAGUGAAUAUUAAUGCUGGAGAUCAGGCCUAUGUAGGAGGACUCCCAGAAGUCUGGGACUCUGAUGUGUGGGGGGGGCAUUACAAAGGUUGUCUGCAGGACCUUCGUUUAGACUCAGUGCAUCUAGACGUGGAUGCCUGGAACAACUCAGAAGAGGAGGAGGUGUAUUUACCAAGUGAUGCUGAAAAUGUAAAGAAGGGCUGUGUCAGUGAUGAUACAUGCAAGGUGAAGCCUUGUCAAAAUGGAGGAGAAUGCACCAUCACAUUCAAUGAUUUUACAUGUUCCUGUCUGGAGGAAUACACUGGAAAGACCUGUGAAAGACGUGUGUGGUGUAUUAGUGAUCCUUGCGUCAAUGGUGGCCAUUGUGUGGACCUCCCUGAUGGAUAUGAAUGUGUGUACAAUGCUACAUUUGACAACAACCCUGUGCGAUACAGUGCUGGAGGCUCCCUGGCUGAACCUGUCUCCGAUAUAUACAUGGAGCUGCGGACUCGAUCAGAGAACGCUGUGCUCCUGAGGGCCUCCUGGGGCUCUGACCUUCUGAUGGUAGGUCUGCUGGACUCUUCAGUACAGGUAGAGAUCCACAUUGGCAACAGUGUUGAGACACUGACUUUUACAGGAGUUCGACGAGUGGCUGAUGGAAGCUGGCAUCGUGUGAACAUCUCAAUGGCUGAAAAGAAGCAUAAAGCUUCUCCCUGGGUCAUAACUGUGGAUGGAAUUUCAGACACCAGCAGCAUACCAGAGCGCACAGGAAGCCUGCAUUUUCUCAAUGAAAAGGGGGCCAUAUUGGCCAUUGCAGAGAGCUUCACUGGCUGCCUGGGUGCAGUGAGAGUUGGUGGAGUCUACCUUCCUUUUAUGGAUAACCACAAAGCCCCACAGCCAUCUCAGUUCCAUUUUGUUGGAAAACCAAAGAUUCACUUUGGUUGUACUAGUGCCCCUGUUUGUGAUUCAGAUCCUUGUCUAAAUGGAGCCACAUGUGAGGACCUCUUUAAUAAAUUUAGCUGUGCGUGUGACCCUGGCUGGGAGGGAGAGCAGUGUGAGACAGAUACAGAUGACUGUGCAUCUCAGCCCUGUGUCCAUGGAAGCUGUAAGGACUACUUAGCUGGUUUUGAGUGUAUUUGCCACCCAGGAUAUGCUGGCACACUCUGUGAUGAGGAUCUCGAUGAAUGUGAACAUCAUGCCUGUGAACAUGGGGGCACCUGUCAGGAUGGACCCAACAUGUACACCUGUGUCUGCCCCAAGGACUACAGUGGCCCUCUCUGCCAGUGGGAUUAUCCUCCAAUACAGUGUGGUAAAGAUGUCCAGUGUGAAAAUGAUGGUAUCUGCAGUGACGGGCUGUGGGGUGCUAACUGUACAUGCAUGCCUGGUUUUACAGGCAGCAGUUGUGAAACAGAGAUUGAUGAGUGUGAGUCUAACCCCUGUCGAAACGGUGGUUCCUGUUUGGAUCGAUUCAACAUGUUUGUGUGUGAAUGCCUACCUGGCUACAGUGGUCCAACCUGUGACACAAACAAACAAGCUCAUAAACAAGGCAUCCCCUGGCUGGUGGUAGCCAUCCCGCUGCUCUGCUUCUGUGUACUGAUUCUGACCAUCAGCUUGACCUUCAUGGUGCUCACGGCGAGGAAGAAGCGCCAGUCAGAGGGUGCAUAUAGCCCCAGUGCUCAGGAGCUGGCUGGAGCUCGGCUGGAGAUGGACAGCAUGCUCAAAGUCCCACCAGAGGAAAGACUCAUCUGACACAAAGGGUCAGAGGUGAUCGGAGCACUGCGGACAGGUGGACAGGACUAACUGUGAAACUUUUAGUGAACACCUGGGCUGCACUGACAGAUAUUGUAGGAUACACCCCCCUGCUGGUGGAGACCUGGUACUGACCUAGUGCUGUUGUGCAUUUUUCACAAAAAUGUGUCACUAUGGCAGGGCCUUGAUAAUAAUGUAGUUAAUGUACAGAGGAUUUAAGGGCUUUAUUUCAGGAAUCACUGCACAGUCAGUCACUAAAAACACAAGUAUACAAAGGGUGGAAAAUGACUGCUGGUAUUUCCAUAGUCAGAGGAUCAUGGCACAGCUGGACUGGACUGCAUUUGUAGAAAAGCCUUAUCAUAGCCUUAUUAUAGAUGCUAGGGGCCCCAGCAGCAUCCAGCACAGUCAAACCAUUUAGAAAAAAUGUGGCUCCAAGAAAACUCAGACUGUACUGGAGUGAUUGAAUAGAAGAGUGAUACAAUUUAUUUUUCUAGUAUGAGUGUAUUUGUUGCAUUAAGACAAAGUGCAAUGGAAACAUUAGUGAAUUAAUGCUGACAUACAUCAUACAUGUGACUUAAAUGUCACUCAUCACUUCCAGACAAAAACAUCACAUCUGUGUGAAGCAAUGAGGAGAAUGGAGCCUUCCUCACAUUAAUACACUCCUCUUUAUUGAUCUCAUAACCUCUCAACUAACUCCUUAUGUUCACUGAACAGUCGUGGAUGGAAAAGUGCAUUAGAAGAUUAGUAAGAUCAAGAGCAUUACAUAAAACAUUACUGAAUUCUGAAAACAGCUAACCAGGAUACAUUGGCAUGUAGGAUCAGAGAGUCAGUCUACCCCUGUCCUGGGUAUAAUCCUGGAAAGUUGUCAUGUGCUGUUACAAACACAAAGACCUUUGUUGUGACUGUUACAGAGACUUUCCCAUCCUAACAACAAAACAACAUAUAUAUUUGGACUCAUGAAUAAGGGAUGGUGGAGAAGUUUCACUGUAGCAAAUAAAAGGCAAUAUUCAGUGUAUCGGAGGAGGCAUAAACUACAGAAUGAGCACUGCUGUACAAUGGAAUUAACUGUUUGUAAUUUGGGGAAUAGAAUUGGAAAAAUCCAUAUUGAAAAGAUCUAAUGCAGAUUUUAAAACAACGUCAUUUUAUUUUCAGUUUUAGGGCAAGUAGUUGUGUUAAUGACAUCGGAGUUUGUACAGUUUGUAUAUUUUUUUUAUUCAGAGUUAUAACUUUUGUUGAUUUUUUACUUUUACUAAUAGCGCCUCACAUGCACAAAGGAAGUGUCUGCUCAUGUUGGUCUCGACCUCUUCAGCAGCAACUUCACAUUUGUUAGUUUGUUCAGUGAAGAACACUGAAAGCCAGGCAAAUUCCAGACAGCUUCUGUGCAUGUGAAGUUCUCAGUAUGUACAGUAUGUAGAAGAGACUUUUAGAAUACAAGGUUGAAAUACUGCACCAAAAUAAAAAAGGAAUGAAUGACCUAUCCUCAAGUGUGAGUUUUGGAGAAAAAAAUAUGAAUUAUCCUGUAACACACUGUAAUAUAAAAAAUGCAAUGUACAGUAUUAGUUUUUUAAACAACAUGUUUUCAUUUCUUUCUAUUUUGAUGUACAAAAUGCCAGGAUGUUUUAUCGAUAAUGUAUAAUAAACAUGCAAUAA
Lates calcarifer (barramundi perch) is the source of this 6291-nucleotide messenger RNA. It is a transcript of the gene crb2a, whose product is annotated as crumbs cell polarity complex component 2a. Gene Ontology annotation, molecular function: calcium ion binding. The coding region runs from base 229 to 4641 and encodes 1470 amino acids. NCBI's taxonomy places the organism in Eukaryota, Metazoa, Chordata, Actinopteri, Centropomidae. Gene Ontology annotation, biological process: establishment or maintenance of epithelial cell apical/basal polarity; heterophilic cell-cell adhesion. The record is from RefSeq and is a predicted model, not a curated record. The transcript has 13 exons. Gene Ontology annotation, cellular component: protein-containing complex; plasma membrane.